CCGGCGGGCGCUCCCUCGCGGAUUCGCAAGUAUCCCGCCGCGGUCGCGCGGACCCGCGUGUCGCCCACGUGGCCUCUCACUUAAAAGACGAAACUCCAGUUUUUUUACGCGCUCCCCAUUGAUAAAAUUCCACAGUCUACUUUAAUUUAUUGGUACUGUUCACGGGUCAAAUUGAAUGAAUCUGUCAAAUGGACCGUAAUAUUUUAAAAGCAGAUUAUAAAAUCAGAAAAGUGGAUAUUUCAAGAUGGAGCCAAUACAAACGACACUCCGCGAUCAGGAGAGAGCGUAUAAAAUGUAUAUGUACACGAGACCAGACAAUCUCGAGUUGCCGCUGUCAGCCCCCCGUGACACUAAAUCUAGCGUGUACGCUAUGAAUGAUCAGACUUUUCAUACACCAUCUUUCGGCGACGAAGAAUUCGAUAUCCCCUCCAUUCACGGGCAACAUGCGAACGGAGGCCAACCCCCUCACAUACAAUACAGCCAAAUGCAUCAUGCAGCGCCACAGGUGGGGAUGAUGAACCCCGCCCAAGACGGGCUGGCGCCGCCGGGUGGUGCUCCAUCGUACCAACAACCUCUGUACUUGCAGGAACCACACACACCAGUCACUUCACACAGUGGUGCGGGUGCCCCUGCAGGAAACUAUGUAAUUCAGCAGCAGCCAGGUGGACAGCAAAGGCUACUGAUGAUGCAACCAUCACAAGUAAUGAAUGGCCCACCAACCCCUAAUGCAGGCACCCAGAACUCUGCCCCAGUCUACAGCUCGCCCCAGAGGGCCUCCCCACCUGGGACCACAAGUGAUGACUCUGAUGAUAGUGUGCCUUCUCACCAUUCACAGUUGCCUGGUGAUGCGGAAAGCCUUCUGCCUAUCCAUUAUUGCUCAGCGAGCCGGCAGCAACAAACUACGCUUCAUCAGAUGGGUGCUGGCAACAUGGGUGUUAAGAGAUCUUCACCUGAACCAAUGGAUAAUGGAAUGAAUCGUGGCCAGAUGCAAAAAAAACCUAAAGUACAAAAGAAAAAGAAAAAACGUGAUCCUAAUGAGCCACAAAAACCAGUAUCAGCAUAUGCAUUGUUCUUCCGAGAUACUCAGGCUGCAAUCAAAAGCCAAAACCCUAACGCAAGUUUUGGAGAAGUCUCCAAAAUUGUGGCUUCCAUGUGGGAUGGUCUUGAUUCUGAACAUAAAAGUGUAUACAAACAAAAAACUGAAGUAGCCAAGAAAGAAUACCUAAAAGCACUUGCUGCCUACAGAGCUAGUUUAGUAUCAAAGGGAGGUGAACAGGAAAGUCCAGCCAUGUACAAUCACGGCAAUAAUACCAACUCAACAUAUGGUAAUUACUACCAAGGAGUACAAGGACAGACAUAUGGAAAUGGACAUUCGCCUCAGGGAUAUGUGCAAAAUGCAGCACCUCAGGGGUACACCCCGCAGAACUACCCUGGUGGACAGCCUCAGGCUGCUUAUACUGGUCAGCCUGCUCAAGGUUACCCACAAAAUCCACAGCAGACACCGCAAAAUUACCAAGGGAACAUAGCACAUAACCCCGCUACAUAUCAGGGUGCUCCAGGGCAAAACCCCCAAGGUUACCAAGGCAAUCCAACAACACCACCUCAAGCAUGCCAACCCAAUGUUGCCCAAUCACCUAGGAACUACGCCCCAGCCCAGUCUCCCUCCCACUAUGCCCCAACCUCCGGCAUGGCUUCACCUCCGGGAUACAGACAAGUGCCCUCCCAAUCUCCGCCUAUGGGACAAGUUCACAAUGCUUUGCAAUACCAUCAUUCUCAACAGCAAAUGCCACAAUCUCACCAACAAAUGCAGUAUCAGCAACAGCAACAGCAGCAUCAACAACAACAACAACAGCAGCAGCAACAUCAACAGCAGCAGCAACAAAUUCAACAGCAACAGCAGCAGCAGCAGCAAAUCCAACAACAGCAGCUUCAACAGCAACAACACCAACAAAUCCAACAACAAUCAGCACAACCCCAGCAACAGCCCCAGAACCAAACUCUUAAACCUGAACCACAUUCUCCUAAUAGCAAUGGAAGUUCUGGCAUGCCUCAGCACUCUCCAGAGCAAAAUGAAAACCGAAGCACGCCAUCGUGCAUCCGUCAAGGUUGUACCAACCCGGCCAUAGCCAAUAGUGAAUGGGAGGAUGAAUAUUGCUCUAAUGAAUGUGUUGUCAGCCAUUGCAGGGACGUCUUCAGUUCAUGGGUGGCCUCUAAUAGCAACAACCAAAUGCAAAAUUUCUCAGCAGUAAAAUAAAGUAUGAAUUUUGUACAUAUCAAUGUUAGGAAAACUAUGUCCACCCUUAUAGGGGGUCACAAUGAAUCUUUUAGGAAUACAAAAAUAUGUUAGUUCAUUGAUCAAGGUACGAUUAUUUAUUGUCAUCUUAUACGUUAUUAAUAUUAAACUGAAAGGUAAAUAAGAGCAUUCCAUGAGUUACAUACAUCAUGUUAGGAGUACAUAUAAAACUAAUAAGUGAUGGUCAGAAGAUUUGAGAUUUAACUUUUACUUUAUUUUGGAUCAACUAUUCAUUUGUGGCCACCUAAAUAAAACAAAUAUAACGGGUAUAAAGGGAAACGGCGAAAUGUACAAGCUUCAGUAUUAUAUCCUAAUUUGCUUUAUAAAGAACAAUACCUACUCAAGCUAGACAUUGUAAACUGCCAUAGAUCUUAUGGAAUUUUAUGUAUGUAUAAACUAUUAUUGGAAGAUAUAAACUGUAUGAAGUCAAAAAAACUCCUUGGAGGGUAAACUGACAGUAGUUUAAAAAAGUGCGAUUUAAUGUAAACAUAAAAAUGGGUAUGUGUUUAAAAUGUUGUAUCACAUUGCGGCAAUUUCAUGUUACAGAAUGCGUCAGUUUACUCUUUUUGCAUUUUGGAUACUGUACAAAUGUUAAAUAUUUGCAUUUAUGUUUUAUUUGUAUUUUACUAUGUUUAUGGUACAUUCCGCAAGCCGCUUUCUUAUCCAUAGUUUCCAAUACAUGGACAUUUCUAUCGUAAUAUCGUUUUUAAGUUGCAUAUUGUUGACUUCCGAAACUAGAUACUGUCAAAAAACUUUUUUCAUAGUACCAUCGUCAUUCAUUACACAUAGUUUACUCGUAGUAAUAAAGCGGAAAGCCUCUAGUCGUGUAUAAAUAACGCUAUCGAGACUAAUGGCUUCUCCUCUUCUUGUGUUGAACAGUUGAGCCUACGAGUACGUAAUUAUAUUGAUGAGUCUAGAGUAGGUUGAUGAAUUAAGAUCGUAUAAAAUUCAAGCAAUCUCUAAGUCGAAUUACGUUCCUAUACAAUAAUUAUAAAUACUAUCAAAAGUGCAGAAAACAGAACCAGAAGACAAAAUAAUUAUAUAAUUUAUUAUAAAAUACAAUGUGGACGAGUCAUUAAAACAUUUGUACGCUUUCAGAUUUCAUACUACUUUUAUAAGUACCUAUUAUAAAUAUUACACAUAAUGUAAUAUUUCUAGAUGGAACCUAUUACUCACUAGUAGUCUGCAAGACACAGUAGUAAAUUUUGGUGUAGUAACUAUGUUGGCAAAAUUUUACAUUAGGCCUUUGUACUACGAUAAAAAUGUUUUUCCUUGUAAAUUAUUAGGUAAAAUGGAGCAAUAAAACCAAGAGUGCGUUAAUUCAAUUAAUGUUACCUACUAACCCUUUACACUCUCAUUUUGGUUUCAUAAUAUUCAACUAAAUUAUCUUAGAUAUCAAUCCCUUAGUAUUUCGCUGCCAUAUUCAAAUAACAGUAAAAAUGUUAACUUUCAAUUUUACUUCAACAUUUCAUUUCCUCUUUAUAUUUGGUUUAAUCAAUAUAUAACAUCGUAAUUUUGAUGUAAUUAAUGCAAACGUUGUUAUACCAAUUGUAAUAAUGUAUUAAAUACAUUGUAAAUGUUCCAUAAAUAUUCAUAACAUAAUGAUAAAUUAUAGCAAUAUCCAACAAUUGUUUACUAGAAAUUUGAUUUUGUAUAGAGUUUAGCUGGACCAAAAUUUUAUUUGAAUAUGAAGGGUGAUGAUAUUUAUAAGAUACUACAAAUCAAAUGUCUAUUGUAUGAUAUUCGAUACAAUUUUGUAAAUAAAACCUGCAAUAAUAGAAGUAAUAGAAAUUAGAUAAAUCAUAAUAAUUAUUCUAAUUUUAUCUUUUUUAUUAUAUAGUAUUGUUAGACUUAAUUACUAGGAGCAAAUUAUCUUUAUAAAAUGUACCAUAUAACAAUGUAUAAAUUGUAAUUAGAACAAUUAUUUCAUUAAAUUUCUUAAACAAUAAGCUA
Cydia pomonella (codling moth) is the source of this 4246-nucleotide messenger RNA. RefSeq names its product TOX high mobility group box family member 3-like. Lineage: Eukaryota; Metazoa; Arthropoda; Insecta; Lepidoptera; Tortricidae. The record is from RefSeq and is a predicted model, not a curated record. Gene Ontology annotation, molecular function: chromatin DNA binding. Gene Ontology annotation, biological process: regulation of transcription by RNA polymerase II. The coding region runs from base 245 to 2254 and encodes 669 amino acids. The transcript has 15 exons. Gene Ontology annotation, cellular component: nucleus.